AUGUCAUUAAAGCAUUCCAACAACGUCACUGUGUCCCAGUUACAGACAAGUUUUGCCGAGAUCCAAGCCGAGCUGAAAAAAGUACUCGACGGGAUCCACAACGGGCGCAUCCUUGAGAGUUUCGAUAUUCUGAGUAAAUUGACAGACGCCGUUGUGGUUAGUUGCGAGGCCCUGGGAUUGGCCUCAGAGCUGCCUGUGGUGGAGGCCUUUCGGAGGGACAAUUUUUGGCAAGGGCUAAACAAGUGCUGGCUGUUGGCUUUGCAGAAUGUGCACAAGGCGAGGUCAGAGGAGGACAGAUUGAGGGAGGAACAUAUUGUGCAUUUGAUGAACUCGGUUGUUCGGUGGGCUGAUGCUUUGGAUCGGUUUGGACUGGUCGAUUACGAGAUGGGGUUCUGGGAAGCCGAUAUCAUGGACUCACUAGAUGGUAUUCUGAAAAAUUUAAGAGCUCAGGCACUGCAAAACAUGUCCGACUGA
Molecule: messenger RNA, 474 nt
Organism: Kickxella alabastrina
Lineage: Eukaryota; Fungi; Kickxellomycota; Kickxellomycetes; Kickxellales; Kickxellaceae
Exons: 1
Coding region: 1-474 (157 amino acids)
Source: RefSeq, a predicted model, not a curated record